Molecule: messenger RNA, 4201 nt
Organism: Dreissena polymorpha
Lineage: Eukaryota; Metazoa; Mollusca; Bivalvia; Myida; Dreissenidae
Exons: 19
Coding region: 56-4201 (1381 amino acids)
Biological process (GO): protein phosphorylation
Cellular component (GO): plasma membrane
Molecular function (GO): protein kinase activity; ATP binding
Source: RefSeq, a predicted model, not a curated record
CGGAUUUAAUGAAUGAUUGAGAUGCAAGCGUUAACAACAAUAUUAUACAAAUACAAUGACAAAAACAGGCAAAGGCGUGCGGAGACGGACAAGAAAGGCCAUAGCGGGACGGGAACGAACAGGGGAACGGGAGAUGCGAGCGGCGGUCAAUCCGGCAGCGGCGGUGGAACCAAUGGCCAGACGGCGUAGAAGGGCUGCGGCGGAAACGGCGCCAGUACGAGAUCAGGCACCAACCCCGGUUCCUGGGCCAGAACCAGAGGCGGCACCCGCAGCAGCGCCACCUGCAAAGCGUCUACGCGCAGACAAGAGCGCCGGAAAUGAAGUCAGUGAAAUGGACGGAAAACUUGAAAUGCAUGGUGGUUUGAAUGAGAGCGAAGUCGAAGAGAUUGCAUCACAUUUACAAGAUGGCAGAUUAGUUGAACUUAGCAAAUCUUUUCUCAUGAGAAUAAAAAAUUGUUCCGACCUAACGAACAAGGGUGGUGGUUUCGGUAAAAUAUAUAUUUCUCGCGUUCCUAUUCCUGGAUUCAAACACAGACUUGUCCUAAAGGAAAUUGGAGGAGAUAAUGAGAAUUCAAAAUCUCAGACGCAACUUUUCGGGUCCGUUAAAAAUGAGAAGCUGGCAUCACGCGUGAGACACUUUGCUAUCGUUCCACUGUUGGCAUACCACGAUGAUCUGUCGAUAGGUGUAUGUUACUUGAUUUCACCGUAUUUUGAAAAUGGUGAUCUGUUCGAUGCACUUCGAUCCGACAACGGAGACAACGUUCUUCUUGACUGGAAAACAAGACUGAAAGUGAGCUACCAGAUAGCAUGUGGAAUAGACUACAUGCAUACAAGUAAUUCGUUUCGGGGAACCAUUCUACAUCUGGACAUCAAGUCAAAGAACAUCGUGCUUGACAACAAAUUCAACGCUAGGUUGAUAGAUUUUGGCUUGUCAAGGGAGUCAAUGACAGGAAGCAAUAUAACAACAGCGCCUUUAGCAGGAACCGAAUUAUACCGUCCACCAGGUGUUCACAAAACGAGCCCUUUACUGGAUUAUUAUGCUUUCGGUGUUGUUAUUCGGGAAAUAUUAACCGGCCUAGGUCCUGAGGGACCAUGUCGUUCUCAGACACCACUGGGACGGUUGGACAUGGUGAAUUUUGAAGAUGUGAUACAGAGACGCAUAUGGACAAUUGAUUAUGUCUGGAAGAGUGUGUCCAGUAUAGCAAGUCAAUGCAUAUCUAGCGUAGAUGAUGACGAAACAAGUGGCCAAAUAUCAUCAGCUUUAAUACGCACAUCAUUGAAGUCGAUUUUAAUCAAAGAAUCAAUACAAAAGUGGUCGGUCUUAGAUGACAAUAACUGCGAAAUAUGUAUAGUUAAUGGACAAUUGGAAAAAGAAGAUAUUUCCUUUCGCCGAAUAUCAGAAAUAAAUCAUUCUAACUGCGCAACAAAAAUCAAAAUAUGUUGUGCCUGCAUGAGGAAUUCGUACAUAAAUCCAGUAAAGUGUCAGGAGUGCGAUAACGAGAUCAAAUCUAUCAUAGGAGAUGGAUGGGGCGCCAUUUUAAUAGCUGGAUUCGACGAAGACAACGAUUCGUUUCGAAAUGAUGUGAUGAUGUUUGCACAAGCUAUAUCAUCGAAAGUUCUACCAUCGAUGUGUGUAAGCACUGUGAUCACAAUUGAUUCGACAACGCAAACAUCAAAACCUGUGUCAGUCCGGAUUGAUGAUGCAUUUAAGACGAUUAUGAGACACAAUGUUCACACGUUGGUGUUUCUCUACUCAGGACACCACGGCAACGACGGAUUUAAAGUUGGCAUGAAUGAAUAUGUCAGCAUGCAACACAUUAACAGAAAAAUACAAGAAUGUACACACGUUGAAAAAGUCAUAGCAUUCGUGGACUGUUGCCAGCCAGAAAUAUUCAGAGUAAAAGAAGAACGACGUCUCAUUCAAUUUAACGCAACUGCGAGUACGGAUACGGCCAUAUCUUUACGAAACGAAGGAAGUCCGUUUACGAAGUUGUUGGUACAGGCUUUCACGAUGAAAGCUUCAGGUGGCAAAUGUGCUUUGCCGCAUUGUGAAUGUCGCAUAGAGGGACCCUUUAUAACAAUAGAUUUAUUAUCGCAUUACAUUGAGAUACACAGACAAAACGGACUUCUACGUGGCAUGGAACCUGACAAGAGCUUGAUCAAAAUUAAUUGGCAAAAUGAAUGCCUUGCCUACAAUUACUCAUACAAAGUGGCAUUUCGUUUCGACAUUGUACUUCCUGAACCGUUUACGUCAAAACACACAUACGAGGUUCUGGCAACAACUGUGAACGACUAUGAUGCCCUGAUACAAACGAUCCUAUUUCCGAGAUUUGCUGACUUAUUGGGAGAACAACUUAAUGUGCAUCAAAAGUCAAUGUCACAUGCAGACAAAAAUGCCGAUUGCUUGUGCAUUGUUUAUGAUACGGGUCCCAAAUGUUGUGAAGAAGUAGACAACAUUGAAAAACUUGUGCUUGCUUGGAACUCGAAGCGUUUGUUGUGCUGCAAGCUACGAUUCUCACUGACAGGCAAUUGUCAUAAACCGUCCGGUUUUUUCUUGAAAAACGGUAAAUCUGUCAAGGAUUGCAUGCACGAAAAGAAAGAAUUUGAGUUGACAGAAAUGGAGAGUUUCAUAAAGGAUUUACAAGAUAAAAGGAAUAAGUGCGACACUGACACAGAACAAGCGUUAACCGUUUUCAUUUCAAACAUGUCUUCAUUUAUUCAUGGCUGCAAAUGGAACAAGCUGAAGCAUCAAAGAAUACAAAUUCGCUUCAUUGAUCUCUUUGAUGAAUGUACAAGCUGCGUGGUUCAACUUUUGCUCGUCAAUCCAGUGGACAUGAAUGGAAUGGACAAAUGCUCGGAGCAUGGUAAAGGAUUCGAGUUUUACUGUGAAGAUCAUUUCAAGCUCUGCUGUACUACCUGCGUUAUAGCACACCGGAAGUGUGACAAAUUGGAUGACAUAGCCAGCAUUUCAAGGCAAAAAUUAGCACAGCUGCACGGAUUGAAACAAUCCUUGUUAAAAUUGAAAUCCGAUGCUGACGCUAUUGUUGCCGAAUGUAAGCAGUCAGAAAAAGAGUUGAAUGCAUCAGUUGAAGACGUAUCCAAAGAUGUCAACGAAAUGACAGAUCGAAUGAUAAAACUCUUUGACGCUGCGAAACAAGAAUUGCUUACCGAAGCAAACGCUUUAAAGAGUGAAGAAGUGAAGAGACUUAGUAUAAUGCAAUCUGUCUCUACAAAAAUUAUGGAAGAAAUAAAUCAACUGUUUCCAAUGUGGUCUUCUAUUGCAGACCUAGGUUCACCUCAGCAAAUGUUUAUAUUAUCUAAACAGGUUGAGGAGAAAAAUAAAAAUAUCGAAUCCAUAAUAAAAGAACAACGAAUUACGCACGUUUCAUCAAAAGUGGCAUUGUCGUAUACGGGAAAGCUGUCGUCGAUUCUUGAAAUGGGAAAACAAUUCAUGAAAGUGAAUUUGGAACGAAAAGGAAAUCCCAGUUCCAUCAGUUCACUAUCCCAGUCGAGGCCAGUCACCCUGGAGCUGAUCGUGUCAUUGAAUCUACCAAAGUCUGAAGAUAAUGAAAACGAACCUUUGCUCUCUGGACUAGACUUCCUGUCGGACGGAAGACUGGUAGCUGUGGAUAACCAGAACUGCAAAUGUAUGAUACUUAACGAAGGGCUGAGGAGACUCGGAACACCAUACACGUUCAAGUUAUCCCCCAAAGAUACGCCAACACAAAUGGUCGUGAGUACGAUCGAUGAUAUCCGUAAUGUUAGAAUGAUAUCUGUGGACGGAGUUGAGACGGACUUUCAGCAAGUGGAGUUUCCAAAUAAGACGUAUAAAUUAGGUGAUAGUUCGAGUACGUAUGUCCAGUCCAAGAACACGUUAGUACUGACUGACAAGCGAGCUCACACAGUGUACAUGUACAACACUGUGAAGGGCACGUCUAGAGCAGUCACUAAUGGGAACAUACAGAAACCACGUGGUGCCUGUGUCGGACCAGGUGAUACGGUCAUGGUGUGCAAUGAAAACAUGAACUCCGUUGUGCACCUGACUGUAGACGGUGACUUCCUGUGUACAUACCCCGUGGAUAUGGAGUUCCCGUUAAGCAUAUGUGUGUCUAGGGAUAGGACUAGGCUGGCGGUGUCCAACAACGCUCAAGGUGACACAAAACUUCAUCUAUAUAAAAUACUACCCACACUCAUUAACUAG